This is a messenger RNA of Pisolithus orientalis, 1169 nucleotides long. RefSeq names its product BAR domain-containing family protein. The record is from RefSeq and is a predicted model, not a curated record. Lineage: Eukaryota; Fungi; Basidiomycota; Agaricomycetes; Boletales; Pisolithaceae. The coding region runs from base 1 to 936 and encodes 311 amino acids. The transcript is spliced from 7 exons.
AUGGACGGCUGGAGCAAGCUGCAGUCGAGUUUUUCGAACAUGAACUUCGCACAGUCAGCAAACAAGCUGGCGAAGGGCUUCAACUCUGGCGUUCAGUUGACCAGAGAACGGCUGGGCCAAGUUGCGCCCGAAGACAUUACAGAACUGCCCCAAGAGUACAAGGAUCUGGAGGCCCGCGUCGACGCACUGCGUCAGGUCCACAUUGCCUUGUUCAAGAUCACCAAAGCAUAUGAGAACGAGACUUACGACUACCCUGUGCAAAUUCAGGAAUCGAUCUCCGAACUCUCCACCACAAUCGGACACGGUAUCACCAACUUCGCAGCCAACAAUCUCAAGGGCACGAAUCUCCCCGUCCCUUCGCCUGUAGCUCCACCCGCUGCUCAACACAAGACCCUCCCUCACGCCCUCUGUCGCGCUGCAACCACCGGUGCCAAUGCCCUGCAGGGUGCCCCCGGCGGCAAUGAGCACAAGCUCCGCAACGCACUUGGAGAAUAUGCUGGAGCUUGGGAAAGGAUUGCCGAUGCACGCCUUCAGCAUGACGAGUCCAUCCGGGCUGAAUAUCUUCAACCGUGGCAAAUGACCUUGUCGACAUCCAUCGGUGUCGCCAUGAAGGCUCGCCAGGCUGUCCGAGUCAGCCGACUUGAGCUUGACGCUGCGAAGCAGACUUUGAAGAAUGCCGGUCCCGCCAAGCAAGAACAGGCACGACUGGAGGUUGAGAACGCAGAAGAUGACCUCGUUCAGAAGACCGAGGUUGCAAUCACGCUCAUGAAGACCGUGCUUGAGAACCCCGAGCCCUUAAAGAACCUGAACGAACUAGCCAAAGCCCAGCUGAUCUACUUUACCACGGCUGCGGAAGCACUCUCAUCUGCGCAAGGAGCAAUUGAAGAGCUAAGCGUCGCCGCAGAAGGCGAAUACAGGAAGUCACGCGACCACUGAAGUUCCCAUAUGAACGACGGACUGGAGGUGUUAGCUUAUCGAGACCUAGUGACUACGUCUACAUCCCUUUUCAUACUUUUCAUAUUGCCGUGUCCCCUCGCCCUCCUUUCUGUGUGACAUUGUAUAUGCCUACCUGUUUGUGUGUUGGACUCGCUGUUUCAAUUUUCACGUUGUCUGCCUCGCUGGGGUGUAGGGAAGGGAAAAAAAAAAAAAUAGUGCCCACUGGCUGGAUU